AUGCCUUCGGCCGACCGAAAUUCAGAUGGACUAUCCCAGCUAUUUUCUGGGGUUCAUUUCUUUAUUGCUCAGGGUUUGCCAACUGCUAUGAUCGACCACCUGCGCGAGCUCUUAGUCGAACGUGGCGGGCUUGAGGUCGAGCAUACAAACACUGCUACGCAUGUUAUAUCUUCUUCCGAUUGCUUCAUUGGAGUCGAUGACGCGAAAGAGGCUAUUAUAGUAACACCUACUUGGGUGGAACGUAGCGUGAUUCUGGACAAAUUACAAGAUCCACGAUAUUUCUCUGCCGACCCCCACAAGAUAUUUUCUGGUGUUGUGGCUACCUCAUCGGACAUCCCUCUGAAAGAUAGCGAGUCUAUUGCGGCAGGAAUUGUCGCUUUUGGAGGUCAAUGGAAAGAAGCGUUGACCAACGAUGUUACUCAUUUAUUUUGUUUGAGCGAAAGUGGGCCUAAGUACGCGAAGGCGCUAAACACCCAGGGCCACCCCCUGCAGAUUCAAGUAGUUGUCACACAUUGGUUCUCUGACUGCUUCAAGAGCGAAACUCUCCUUUCCACCAAGAACUACUUGUUCCCCAAUCCUCCCAUACUCAACCCAGACUUUAAUGAGAAUAUGGUUGUGGAGGGCGUCCCAGAGAAUACAACAGACGAUUCCAAGGCAGUGACUCAGCGUGGCCUUUUGCGCGCCGCCAUCGGUACUGAUCUCGAACCUAAUUCGAACUCGAGUACUCAACCAUCUAACAGCAAGAGCCCGUUUAGCAACCGAGUGCUUGGUGGUAAACGUGUUGUUUUUUCUGCACGUGCGGUGCAGAGCGAUCCCAAUCGAGAUCACGUUUAUCGGCGCCGGGUUGAACAAGUUGGAGGCACUUAUAUAUCAGGACUCAGCCUGGGAGGAGACGGAGUGUCUGAGGAGACAUUAAAGGGCGCCGACAUAUUUAUUACGUCUUAUCGAGGCAACCACGAAUACGAUCUUGCCGCUACAUUCAGCAAUCUCAUUAUAGGCACACCCGCCUGGAUCCUCUAUGUCACCAACACAGGGUUAUGGUCGGCACCGAGAGAGCAUCUUUUGCAUUAUCCCUAUCCCGAACAUCCAGUUCCCGGAUUUGAAGACCAGGAUAUUACUAUCACAAACUACAUUGGGAUGCUCGCGAAUAUCUAA
Rhizoctonia solani is the source of this 1155-nucleotide messenger RNA. RefSeq names its product BRCA1 carboxy-terminus (BRCT) domain protein. Gene Ontology annotation, cellular component: Cul8-RING ubiquitin ligase complex; nucleus. The coding region runs from base 1 to 1155 and encodes 384 amino acids. The record is from RefSeq and is a predicted model, not a curated record. Gene Ontology annotation, biological process: DNA double-strand break attachment to nuclear envelope; double-strand break repair. NCBI's taxonomy places the organism in Eukaryota, Fungi, Basidiomycota, Agaricomycetes, Cantharellales, Ceratobasidiaceae. The transcript has 8 exons.